AUGGCUCCACCAUUCAUAAGGAGUUUUGAAACCAAAGAUAAAGAUGAGAUGGUGGUGAUUUUCAACGAAACAGCAGACCCAGUCCUAGCCUCCAAAGGCGAAGAAGCUCUUCGAAUAGGCGCUCACACAUACUGCAUCCCCUACUUCAUCCUGCAACCCGAAAACUGUUUCGUAGUCGACGACGGGAAUGGCCGUGCUGUGGGCUACAUAAUCGGCACGCCAGACAACCGCAACUUCGUGAAGCAGUGGAGAGAGAAAUACAUCCCUCUGCUUCAAGACCAAGGGAUUUCGAAGCCAGAUUUGAAUGAUUCCGAUCCAUUGAGUGAGAUGCGAUUGAAUGCGCAUUCACCAGAGGAGAAAUUGUUGGAGCCGCCUGUGCGGGAGCUUUUGAAGGAGUUUCUUGGCCAUUUGCAUAUCGAUAUCCGACCUGAGUGGCAACGGCAGAGGCUGGGUGUGCAGUUGAUGGAUGCGUUUCUGAAUCAUGUCAAGCAGCAAGGGUGUUUCCUCACGUAUUAG
Zasmidium cellare ATCC 36951 is the source of this 516-nucleotide messenger RNA. RefSeq lists its product as uncharacterized. The coding region runs from base 1 to 516 and encodes 171 amino acids. The record is from RefSeq and is a predicted model, not a curated record. The transcript has 3 exons. NCBI's taxonomy places the organism in Eukaryota, Fungi, Ascomycota, Dothideomycetes, Mycosphaerellales, Mycosphaerellaceae.